This is a messenger RNA of Entelurus aequoreus (snake pipefish), 2157 nucleotides long. RefSeq lists its product as uncharacterized. Bases 379 to 1104 code for a protein of 241 amino acids. The record is from RefSeq and is a predicted model, not a curated record. The transcript has 12 exons. NCBI's taxonomy places the organism in Eukaryota, Metazoa, Chordata, Actinopteri, Syngnathiformes, Syngnathidae.
CUCUUGCCGAGGUUCCGGGUGAAUCUCGGUAUCUUUCCAGGUCACGGUGGGCGUGGCUUGUCGGGCUUGCUCUUUGAAGCGUGUCGGGUCUUUUCGAAAGUAAAAGUAAUAACUGAAUAACGUCGUGUGAACUGAUGUGGUAAUGAAUAUGUGCGUGGCCCUGGAUGGGAAGAGACCUUCUUACUCCACAUUCAAACACGUUUCUUUCCCCAGUCUUUUGUCCCCAACGAGGCACACCUGCUGCUAAUCACUUCCCGGUAGCGUUUAAGCGCGUCUCCACCAGCUGGUCCCCGCCGGUUAUUGUUCCUGAACUCCGCUCUGACAAGUGCUACCUUGAUCCUGCUUCCCUGCGGGAGCCUGGAUGUUCAUGGCGACAGAAUGACGUGGAGGUUCGCCCCCUACCUGUGUCUCAUUGUGUUUUCCAGCCUGAUUGAUUUGUCAAAAGGGAACUGUAAGGAAUACUUUACAGUGAAAGUAUGGGAAAACCAAAUUGAAGUGGAAAUGGUGGACCUUGUGAUCCCAAGGAACGUCACGGACGUGGCAGAGUGCACGUUUGAGAGAUACUGUCUGCAGAAUAAAUUAUCUUCAUGCAAUGUGCUGAAAGACUGCUUCAAAAGAGAUUCAGGAAAAACUGAAAAGUGCACACCUGUGCGGAACGCCAGCGUCCAUAGGCACCACUUAAUGUGCCUGGUUGCCAGAGCCGUGAACUCCAAUAUGUCAAUAAAGGGCUGUGAAUAUGAAAGUGUUUGUGCAUUAUUUGGAUCCACGGUGCCUGUGACAACGCCGCCUGUGACAACGCCGCCUGUGACAACGCCGCCUGUGACAACGCCGCCUGUGACAACGCCGUCAACGACGACAACGACGACAACGACGACAACCCCACUGGCACCAUCACUGUCCCAAAAGGAAAGUGUUCAAAAUAAAGAAAGUAAAAGCAGCUACGUUGCCACCCUGGAAGUACUGUUGGGGAUCUCUUCAAUUUUUGCCCUGGUGCUGCCUGUGGCCGUAUACUUUUACAUGCGUCGUCAGACGAGGCAGUUGGACUCGCCACCGGCAAAUUCCCAGUCGCCCUGGGAAAACGUAGAGCUAUUGCAGCUACAGUAGGCCCACGGUUCCUGUAUCGACAUGCAUGAAGGUCAGCCUCGGGGACUACGCUUCAUUGGCUGUGAGACCUUCGGCGGGAGGACAAAGUCGCUUUGUCCCGCUUGAAGGGGAGUGGAGCGAUGGAACAAGCGCCAUCAUGCCUGUGAAACAAGAAAUAUCCACUCCAUAUAUGACAGUCGUAUAGGCCUCAAAGAAUUAUGGAUUUUGUUAUUGUUCUCACUCACAUUGUUUGUCAGGUGUUGCACUGUUUUUACGCUUUACUGCACAGGAUGCCCAUUCAACUAUGAGGAAUUCACUGCAAUUAUGCAUUUAAUUCUAAUUCAAUGAGCUAAUAUUACUAGUUAUGUACCAUACAUGCAUACCUAGCCGCUUCCUGCUCCAUCAUUGAUUAGAACACAGUGACCAGGUUAGGUUCUGUUGGUCUUGAACCGCAAGAUGCAGAGAUGGCAGGCGUAGCACCGAUAAACAUGACUUUAAUGUCAAUAAGGAAAUAGUGCAAAUGGUAUGUGCACAUGCAGGAACAGGAAACAAUCUUCGAGCCCUGACUGGAGGGCGAGGCAGGCAUAAAUACUGUAUUUUUCGGACUAUAAGUUGCAGUUUUUUUCAUAGUUUGGCCGGGGGUGUGAAAUUAUUAACACAUUAUCGUAAAAUAUCAAAUAAUAUUAUUUAGCUCAUUCACGUAAGAGACUAGACCAGGGGUCGGCAACCUUUACCACUCAAAGAGACAUUUUGAAAAGUUUCAUAAAUUAAAGAAAACAAUGGGAGCCACAAAAAAAUUUUGAAAAUUUAAAAUGAAAAACACCGCAUACAAAGCUUAAAUUGCUUUGCGCUAUGUUAACCAAGGGUCUCUGACAUACGCACCGGCACGCACUUUAAUAUGGAAAUUUGAUGUUAGUGCGGCCCGCGAAUUUUAAUUGAAUGGCGCUUGAUAGCGUCUUUCUUGCCAAUCCUCCCAAUUUUCCGGGAGACUCCCAAAUAUCAGGACGUGCUGGCACUGCUUUUAGUGCCCUCUACAGUCUGCCCAAACAGCGUACCUGCUUGGCCACAUGCAGA